UGUUCAAGGGGAAAGGAUUGCGCAUCGAAGUGAGAAGCUGCUUCGAGAAUGGGUUGCAAGAGUAGUGUUUUGGAAUGUGUGGAGGAUACAGGGGAGGAAAAGAGAAAAGAAUCGGAUAUGAUGGAGCAAGGAUUCCUAUUUGAAAAGACAGAGUACGAUAUUUUGAGAAGAAAAUCGUCGUUCGAGGAUGUUGAUGAUGAAAAAAAUGCAGAUUAUUCAACAUUGAUAGGAUCCCAUGAUACUGAACCCCAUCCGUUAACGAACAGUGUUCCUAGUCUCAUAAAAAUAUUACUGGUCUUCCCCAAAGAUGAUCAACAAAUGGAUAUCCUUGCCACUACUUCGAGGCGUUUGGGAUGGAGCGUGUCAGUUGCGAAAGACGCGGAAAAAGCACUCGAAUUCUUCCAGGCUCGAGGCCACGAGUUAGUGAUCAUCGAUCAUCGGGGGCAACGCGCUGCAGAAGCUGACAUUAUUUGUAGAGCAAUCAGGGCUAGUCCUUUUUAUUACAAUUCCAUAAUUAUAGCUCUUGUAAAAAAAUCGUAUCUCAUGCAUAGCGAAAGUGAAAAAAUCGUAACAUUGGAUUUACUGGAAAUAGGAUACACUAAAACUUUAAUGGAAUGCGCUCACGAAAGAAUCUUAAUAAACGAAUUAGUAGGAAUUUAUACUAGCGGAAUAUUACCGAGGACACAACUGGUUGCUGCCAACAUGCUGUAUAUGGCUCUUGACAGAUGUCGUGACAUGAUUCAUGUGACGGACGAUAAAUAUAUUAUACAGUUUGCUAAUAAAAUUAGUGAAAAAAUAUUAGGCUACAGGGUUAUUGAACUUUGGGGCAAAAACAUUACAGAUUUAAUUUUGUAUGAUAAUUUUAUUCAAAUGGAGCAACAUAUAAUCAAAGGCCGAGAAUAUGAUGGGAAUUUAAACUGUAUUCGAAGAAACAAUCAAAUGGUAACAGUUAAUUGCAGGGUGAUACCUUUUGCCUAUUUCAAAAAACCGACUCAUUAUAUUUUCAUAUAUGAUACAACAUAUUUGUCAGAAAAUAUUCAGCCCCUGCUUCAGCCCACUACUCAUCCAAAAACUGUCGUUAUAUCUCAAAAAAGAAUAUCUGAAGUCAAUUUCAAAGGAAUUCAAGAUGUUCGUAGACGGCUCAGUAAACGUGAUUUACAAACUUUGCAAUUAGAAGCACCCAUUACAAAAGUGAUCGGCCUCCUUACAGCCUCGAUUAAAGAAGAUACAGCGUCCGAGACGAAACUACAAAUCGAGAAGGCGAUUGAUAUUCUCAAAACUACCGAACUUUAUUCACCAGUUUUUAAAGAACAAGGUGAUCCAGCGGCCGAUUUCAUCGAGGCCUUAAUUACACCAAAAAAAUCAUGGGAUGUUAAGAAACCAUCGGUAGAAUCAAUUCGAGACACCCCUUCAAAAACAUUAGCUGCCUCUACGCGUAUGCAGAUCAAAGGUUACAGGGGUCCUCAAGAAAUUGCAGAAAUUCUAGAGAAGUCUUUGGAAUGGGAUUUCGAUAUAUUCAAGUUAGAAGUAUUAACGGAAAAAAGAGCGCUAUUAUUUUUGGGAAUGACUAUCAUGAAUCUAUUUCGCGUCCCAGCUAGACUUGGUUGCGAGGAAAAAAUUGUACAAAAUUGGUUAAUUGUAAUAGAAGCUAAUUACGACAGUAUGAAUCGUUAUCAUAAUUCAACACACGCUGCAGACGUAUUGCAAGCUACUGCUAUGUUCAUGCAAACGGAAAGGCUGAAACAGGUUUUGGAACCUUUAGACGAAGUCGCAGCUUUGAUUGCAGCUGCUGCUCACGAUAUUGAUCAUCCUGGUAGAUCGAGUCAAUUUCUGUGCAAUUCUGAUAACAAACUAGCGAUCCUUUACAACGAUUUGACCGUUCUUGAAUCACAUCAUGCAGCAUUAACAUUUAAAUUAACGUUAUCAGACGAUAAUGUGAACAUAUUUAAAAAUCUGGAAAGAGAUACUUAUAAACAGGUUCGCCAAAGUGUGAUAGACAUGAUUCUAGCCACCGAGAUGACGAAACAUUUUGAACAUCUCGCGAAGUUUAUGAAUGCCUUCAGCACAAGAAUUCCAGAGAUGUAUAUCGAAGGUUCUCAGGAUUUAGAUAUAUCGGCUGCGAUGCUACCAGAGAACAUAAUAUUGGUGAAAAGAAUGAUAAUCAAGUGUGCGGACGUGUCGAAUCCUACUCGACCGUUGAAAUAUUGCGUCGAAUGGGCCAGACGAAUUGCAGAAGAGUAUUUUAGUCAAACUGACGAAGAAAAACAAUUGCAUCUUCCAGUAAUGAUGCCAAUGUUCGACAGAAUAACAUGCUCGAUACCAAGAGCGCAAAUCGGUUUUAUCGAUUUCAUUAUCAACGACAUGGUCGAGGCAUGGGAUGUAUUCAUCAAUAUGCCGGAGAUAGUGGGAUUUAUGAGACAAAAUUAUGAUAAAUGGAAAGAAUAUAACGAGAAAGGCAUAACAACUCUACAGGACAUCGAAAAGAUACAAGAAGCAAUUCCUGAACUUAACCUACAUUCUACGACCGUAUGACCCAUGGAAAAAAAUCGCCUUUUUCAUUUGUCCGUCCCAAAACGCAAUAGUUUUGUGCAAGUGAUUUGUAAAAUAUUCAUAAUAUUUAAAAAAUAGAGAUAAAUAAAUACGUUGUACAGUUGAAACUUUUUUUUUUUUAGAAAAUACACGUAAUUCAACUAUC
Messenger RNA from Apis cerana (Asiatic honeybee), 2695 nucleotides. RefSeq names its product phosphodiesterase 8 (gene Pde8). The record is from RefSeq and is a predicted model, not a curated record. Lineage: Eukaryota; Metazoa; Arthropoda; Insecta; Hymenoptera; Apidae. Gene Ontology annotation, biological process: signal transduction. Gene Ontology annotation, molecular function: 3',5'-cyclic-nucleotide phosphodiesterase activity.